GAGGCGCCGGGUCUCCCGGACCAGAGGAGAAAGAUGGCGUCGCGGGGGCAGGGACCCGGGCUGCGCGGGCUCCUGGCGCCGCCGCUGCUGCUGCUGUUGCUGCCGCCGCUGCUCGCGCCCUGGCCGGCGGCGGCCCACGGCGGCAAGUACUCGCGGGAGAAGAACGAGCCCGAGCGGCCCUCGCAGCGCGAGCCGGCGGCGGAGUUCCGCAUGGAGAAGCUGAACCAGCUGUGGGACAAGGCCCGGCGGCUGCAGCUCUCCCCCCUGGACCUGUCGGAGCUGCACGCCGACCUGAAGAUCCAGGAGCGGGAGGAGCUCGCCUGGAAGAAGCUGAAGGCCGAGGGCUUGGACGAGGAUGGGGAGAUGGAAGCGAAACUGAUCCGCAGCCUCAACGUCAUCCUGGCCAAGUACCGGCUGGACGGCCGGAAGGACGCCCGGGAGCUCCGCAGCAACUCCCUCUCCGAGGGCCCCGAGCCGGACAGCCUGGAGGACCCCCGGCUGGAGAAGCUGUGGCACAAGGCGAAGACCUCCGGCAAGUUCUCCCGGGACGAGCUGGACAAGCUGUGGCGGGAGUUCCAGCACCACCGGGAGAAGGUGCAGGAGUACAACAUCCUGCUGGAGGUGCUGAGCAGGACCGAAGAGAUGCAGGAGAACGCCCUCAGCCCCUCGGACAUGCGCGGCCCGCAGGAGGAGGCGCUGCACAGCCGGCACGCCGACCUCAAGGACCGGCUGCGGCGCAUCAGCCAGGGCUACGACCGGCUGCGGAGGGUCAGCCACCAGGGCUACGGCGCCGAGGCCGAGUUCGAGGAGCCGCGGGUGAUCGACCUGUGGGACCUGGCCCGGUCCGCCAACUUCUCCGAGAAGGAGCUGGAGGCCUUCCGGGAGGAGCUGAAGCACUUUGAGGUGAAGAUCGAGAAGCACAACCACUACCAGAAGCAGCUGGAGAUCUCGCACCAGAAGCUGCGGCACGUGGAGCGGUUUGGCGACCACGAGCACGUGAGCCGGAACAAGGAGCGCUACGCCAUGCUGGAGGAGAAGACCAAGGAGCUGGGCUACAAGGUGAAGAAGCACCUGCAGGACCUGUCGGGCCGCAUCUCCCGGGCGCGCCACAACGAGCUCUGAGGACCGGCCGGCGUGGCCCACCCUCGGGGGCGUCCGCGUGAGCGGGACCCGGGACCAGCAGGCUGCUGCCCCGCACUGAGUGCUGAUUUGCUGCAGCGUCACUGCGGGGCCCUGACCCUCCACGGGGGCCGGUGGGAAGCCGUGGCAAUGAUGGUACUUGAUUCUCCGUGACCCGCUGCCCGUCUCUCACUGUGUUUGCCGCUCGGCCUCCCCCACCGUGGCUCCGGCACUGCCAGCUGGGAGGCCCCCCUCCCAUCCCGCCCCCACGCCGUCCUCCCUGGUGCCUGAGAGGAGGGAGGUGUUCUCAGCCUGCGGGCACCCGGGGGAGGGGCCUCGGGUGGUCUAGGGGCACCUUCCCCGUUGGCCCUGGAGGAAGCUCUGCCUUGUUGGAGGAACCCAGGCAGCGCGCUAGUGUCCGUGGGGACGGGGUGCCAGGAGGGGCCCCUUCCUGCUGGGGCUGUGCCGAGGUCAGUGCCAGGGGCCCAGAGCCGUGCCCUGUGCCGGCCAGUAAGAGGCCUGGGACCAGUCUGGGCCUGGGACAUGGAGGUGAGCAGAGGGGACGUGGGACUCAGUUUACCUGAGUUGCUGACAGCUUGUCUUCCGACCGGGUGGGUGGUGGUUCCUGCUCCAGGAGGAGAUGCUGAGGUGGGCGGGAGCGCGCAGACCGCCUCCAGCGUGUGUUGUCCCGGGACGUGGGGCCCCCCAGCACCCCCCACACUCCUGUAGCUCGCCACUUGGCUUGUGACCCCCACGUUCAGCUACUGAGCCCAGCCCCAGCGUGUGGGGUUUGGGGGUGGUCCUGGGGGUGAUUGGGCUGAGGAGGGAGCCCCACGGGGGGGGGGGGGGGGGGGCCUCUUCCUGCCGAGCGGGGUGGUGGCUUUCCAGACACCAGUCUGCUCCUCUUGGUUUCCCGCCAACAGGAAAGAAAUAAAAUUUAAGCCACCGGUGUGCGGUUUGGGUGUGCGCAUGUGUGCGGGUGUGGGCCUCUUGCCUUAGAUGCUGGCAGUGCAUGUAUGUGCAUGCGCGUGUGUACAGGUGUGUGCCUCUGUGCCUUAGAUGAUGCUGGUAGUGUGUGUGUGUGUGUGUGUGUGUGCGUGUGUGUGUGCGCGCCCGCACGUGCACACUGGCCCCGUCUCCGGAAGUGCCUGGUCUGGUGUCCCAUCCCGGCUGCCACUGGAGGUCACGCGCUCGCUGUGAGUGGGUGGGUGUGCGUCACGCUGGACAGUGAC
This is a messenger RNA of Pipistrellus kuhlii (Kuhl's pipistrelle), 2351 nucleotides long. It is a transcript of the gene LRPAP1, whose product is annotated as LDL receptor related protein associated protein 1. The coding region runs from base 34 to 1122 and encodes 362 amino acids. Gene Ontology annotation, biological process: negative regulation of receptor internalization; negative regulation of very-low-density lipoprotein particle clearance. The transcript has 8 exons. NCBI's taxonomy places the organism in Eukaryota, Metazoa, Chordata, Mammalia, Chiroptera, Vespertilionidae. Gene Ontology annotation, molecular function: heparin binding; low-density lipoprotein particle receptor binding; very-low-density lipoprotein particle receptor binding. The record is from RefSeq and is a predicted model, not a curated record. Gene Ontology annotation, cellular component: endoplasmic reticulum; rough endoplasmic reticulum lumen; plasma membrane.